AGCGGAACGCCAGCCUCGUUUACAAUUUUUCACUAACAGUCGCUUUUGUUCUUCUUCGUGUGUUUUUGUGUCGCUGCUCUAAAUCAAAGCAAUAAGUAAAUACCUUUUCUACUUAGUGUCAAGCUAUCAGCGAGAAUGAAACUGGGCUUAGGGCUCCUGGCGGGAACUCUCGUGCUGCUGGGAGCUAUCCCGGGUAUCGCAGCGAAUCGCACUUUCACGGUCGACUACGAAAAUGAUCGGUUCCUAAAGAAUGGCGAACCCUUCCGUUUUAUAGCAGGCUCCUUUCACUAUUUUCGAGCUCAUCCUGGCACCUGGCAGCGGCAUCUGCGGACCAUGAGAGCUGCAGGUCUUAAUGCAGUUACCACUUAUGUAGAAUGGUCCCUACAUAAUCCCCGCGAUGGCGUCUAUGUCUGGAAUGGCAUAGCCGACCUGGAGCAUUUUAUUCGGCUGGCUGUGGGGGAGGAUCUGCUGGUCAUUCUCCGGCCGGGUCCCUACAUCUGCGCAGAACGUGACAUGGGGGGCUUUCCCUACUGGCUGCUCAAGAAAUUCCCGGGGAUUCAACUUCGCACAGCGGAUGUCAACUAUCUCAGUGAGGUGCGCAUCUGGUACUCGCAGCUCUUCAGCAAGAUAUCCCCAUAUCUGUAUGGAAAUGGUGGACCCAUCAUCAUGGUUCAGGUGGAGAACGAGUACGGCUCCUACUUUGCCUGCGAUCUCAACUACCGCAACUGGCUGCGCGACGAGACCGAGAGCCAUGUGAAGGGUAAGGCGGUGCUCUUCACCAACGACGGACCCAGUGUUCUACGCUGUGGCAAGAUCCAGGGUGUCCUGGCCACCAUGGACUUUGGAGCUACCAAGGAUCUCAGGCCUACUUGGGCCAUGCUAAGGCGGUUCCAGCCCAAAGGUCCGCUGGUCAAUGCGGAGUAUUAUCCCGGCUGGCUAACCCAUUGGACAGAACCGAUGGCCAAUGUCAGCACGGAAUCGAUUUCCCAAACUUUCAAAGAUAUGCUGGAUAGUGGUGCCAGUGUCAACUUUUAUAUGUUUUACGGCGGAACCAAUUUCGGUUUUACGGCCGGUGCCAAUGAGAUUGGACCUGGCAACUAUAUGGCGGACAUCACUAGCUACGACUAUGAUGCACCCAUGACGGAGGCCGGCGAUCCCACACCAAAGUACCUAGCCCUGCGUCGCAUCAUUGCCCGCUAUCUGCCGUUGCCCAAAGUCCCGGUGCCUGGACCCGUGCCCAAGCGAGCCUAUGGAACUGUGCGCCUCACUAGCUGCUGCACCCUGCUAUCGGAGGAAGCACGGCAGCGACUUUCCACGGGCUUCAUGCAGUCGGCCACGCCAAAGUCCUUCGAGGCUCUGGGUCAGUACUCCGGCUUGGUGCUAUAUGAGACGUGGUUACCGAGUUUCAAGCGUGAUCCGAGCAUCUUGAACGUAGCCGGGGUAUCGGAUCGCGGCUAUGUCUACGUAGAUGGGGAGUACGUGGGUUUGGUGGCCCGGGAGAUACCCGCGUUUGACAUUGCGCUAAGUGUCAGUGCCGGACGUAAGCUACAGAUUCUGGUAGAGAACCAGGGACGGAUUAACUAUGGCCGAAAGCUUAACGAUUUUAAGGGCAUCGUCCGGGACGUGCGGUUGGACAAGAAAGUGCUGAGUAACUGGAAUAUGACUCAGUUCCCGCUGGAGUUGUAUGACAACCUGGAACAGCUUAUAGCCGAAUCAAAUGAGGCUGCUCGCAUGGGUUUCCAAGAAAUCCGGAAGCUGCGCACGAUUCUUCGCACUGGGCCGGCUAUCUAUCACGGCCAGAUGGAGAUUCAGAAGGAGUCGGAUCUUGCGGACACCUAUCUGGACAUGUCAGGCUGGGGCAAGGGCAUUGUUUUUGUGAACGGAGAAAAUAUCGGGCGGUACUGGCCGCUGGUGGGGCCACAGGUUACCCUAUACGUGCCAGCACAAGUGCUUAAGGUGGGCUCUAAUCGUUUGGUCGUGGUGGAGUACCAGCAGACGCCCACCUCGCUGGAGCUGCACUUCCGGGACACCCCCAUUUUGAACGCGAGAACCGUUUAAGUCCAGGACAGAGGACUAACGACUGAGGGCUUUAGCCACGUGCAUCCAUCGCCAUACAUCAUGCAACAUCCGUUAAUGUAGAUCUAAAUGUAAAUUUAUGCGGUUUAAGUUCUUUGUGAGGCAUUAAAGCGACCCCGGGGCGGACGCGUACAGUCUGCCUCGUUAUCCUUUUGUAA
Messenger RNA from Drosophila serrata, 2234 nucleotides. It is a transcript of the gene Ect3, whose product is annotated as Ectoderm-expressed 3. Gene Ontology annotation, molecular function: beta-galactosidase activity. The record is from RefSeq and is a predicted model, not a curated record. Lineage: Eukaryota; Metazoa; Arthropoda; Insecta; Diptera; Drosophilidae. Gene Ontology annotation, biological process: carbohydrate metabolic process.